Molecule: messenger RNA, 903 nt
Organism: Dictyostelium discoideum AX4
Lineage: Eukaryota; Evosea; Eumycetozoa; Dictyosteliales; Dictyosteliaceae
Gene: copE
Product: coatomer protein complex epsilon subunit
Exons: 3
Coding region: 1-903 (300 amino acids)
Source: RefSeq, a predicted model, not a curated record
AUGUCAGAUGAUAUAUUAUUUGAAUCAAAGAAUUAUUUCUAUUUAGGGAAUUAUCAAUCAACAAUUAAUGAAAUUAAUAAAAAGAGUAGACAAAUUAUAGAGAAAUCAUUGAAAGCAGAAUCAGAUUAUUUCUUAUAUCGUUGUUAUAUCGCUCAAGGUAAUUAUGAUUUAGUUUUACAAGAGACUAAAAACAAUAGAGGAUCAGGUGAAGAUCCAACAAUUGCAGGAUUACAAUUGUUAGCAUCAUAUCUAUCGAAACCAGAUGAAAAUCGUGAAGGUACUCUAAUUACAAUCACUCAAUGGAUAAGUGAUGGUGUUGUUAAAUUCAAUUAUCAUCUUCAAGUCAUCAUUGCAACCAUAUAUUUCAAUGAACAAUUAUACGAUGAAGCAUUACAAAUCUUAAAUAAUUGUGAUCAUAUCGAAGGUUUAUCAAUGUUAAUUCAAAUAUUUUUAAAAAUUGAUCGUUUAGAUCUCGCUCAAAAAGCUUACGAUACUAUGAAAAAAAUCAUUGAUCCAGAUGCAACACCUGCUUUAUUAUCAUUAGCUUGGAUUAAUAUUUAUAAUGGUGAAGAAAAAUUAAAAUCAGCACUUUCAAGUUUUGAAGAAAUGGCAGAAAGAUAUGGUCCAACACCAUUAUUAUUAAAUGGUCAAGCUGUAUGUGCAAUUGGAAUGAAAAGAUUUGAAAAAGCAGAAUCAUUAUUAUUGGAAUCAAUUGAAAAGAAUCCAAAGAAUUCUGAUACUCUUGCAAAUCUUAUCAAUUGUUAUAUUAAUAUGAAAAAACCAAAUGAAAUCAUUCAAAGAUUUAUAAAUCAACUUAAAACUUUAUCACCAAAACAUGAUUGGACAUCAGCAGUUAAUGAAGCUGAAGCUUUAUUUGAAGUUUCUAAAUCAAGAUUUAAUUAA